Molecule: messenger RNA, 1461 nt
Organism: Procambarus clarkii (red swamp crayfish)
Lineage: Eukaryota; Metazoa; Arthropoda; Malacostraca; Decapoda; Cambaridae
Source: RefSeq, a predicted model, not a curated record
AUGAAAGGAGCUUCCUUGUACAUGCCUCGAGAAGACUCUUCAGGUGUGGCUCUGGGACGAGAACGAGAGUCGAGGACAAGGUCGCCGAGAGUCGAGUACAAGCACGAGAGUCGAGGACAAGGUCGCCGAGAGUCGAGUACAAGCACGAGAAUCGAGGGUAAGGUCGCCGAGAGUCGAGUACAAGCACGAGAGUCGAGGACAAGGUCGCCGAGAGUCGAGUACAAGCACGAGAGUCGAGGACAAGGUCGCCGAGAGUCGAGUACAAGCACGAGAGUCGAGGGUAAGGUCGCCGAGAGUCGAGUACAAGCACGAGAGUCGAGGGUAAGGUCGCCGAGAGUCGAGUACAAGCACGAGAGUCGAGGACAAGGUCGCCGAGAGUCGAGUACAAGCACGAGAGUCGAGGACAAGGUCGCCGAGAGUCGAGUACAAGCACGAGAGUCGAGGACAAGGUCGCCGAGAGUCGAGUACAAGCACGAGAGUCGAGGACAAGGUCGCCGAGAGUCGAGUACAAGCACGAGAGUCGAGUACAAGCACGAGAGUCGAGGACAAGGUCGCCGAGAGUUCACCAGUAUCACGCCCACCCACCAGUAUCACGCCCACCCACCAGUAUCACGCCCACCCACCAGUAUCACGCCCACCCACCAGUAUCACGCCCACCCACCAGUAUCACGCCCACCCACCAGUAUCACGCCCACCCACCAGUAUCACGCCCACCCACCAGUAUCACGCCCACCCACCAGUAUCACGCCCACCCACCAGUAUCACGCCCACCCACCAGUAUCACGCCCACCCACCAGUAUCACGCCCACCCACCAGUAUCACGCCCACCCACCAGUAUCACGCCCACCCACCAGUAUCACGCCCACCCACCAGUAUCACGCCCACCCACCAGUAUCACGCCCACCCACCAGUAUCACGCCCACCCACCAGUAUCACGCCCACCCACCAGUAUCACGCCCACCCACCAGUAUCGCCCACCCACCAGUAUCACGCCCACCCACCAGUAUCACGCCCACCCACCAGUAUCACGCCCACCCACCAGUAUCACGCCCACCCACCAGUAUCACGCCCACCCACCAGUAUCACGCCCACCCACCAGUAUCACGCCCACCCACCAGUAUCACGCCCACCCACCAGUAUCACGCCCACCCACCAGUAUCACGCCCACCCACCAGUAUCACGCCCACCCACCAGUAUCACGCCCACCCACCAGUAUCACGCCCACCCACCAGUAUCACGCCCACCCACCAGUAUCACGCCCACGCCCCCACCAGUAUCACCCACCAGUAUCACGCCCACCCACCAGUAUCACGCCCACCCACCAGUAUCACGCCCACCCACCAGUAUCACGCCCACCCACCAGUAUCACGCUUCUCUCAGGAAAUUAUUUUUUCUCAGUCGGGCAGUGAGGUAAAGUUCCGUUACGUUGUGACUAACACUCAAGUGGCAAGACGAGAAUGA